Molecule: messenger RNA, 1920 nt
Organism: Endocarpon pusillum Z07020
Lineage: Eukaryota; Fungi; Ascomycota; Eurotiomycetes; Verrucariales; Verrucariaceae
Exons: 3
Coding region: 1-1920 (639 amino acids)
Biological process (GO): ubiquitin-dependent protein catabolic process; protein ubiquitination; mRNA processing
Cellular component (GO): nucleus
Molecular function (GO): ubiquitin protein ligase activity; nucleic acid binding; zinc ion binding
Source: RefSeq, a predicted model, not a curated record
AUGUCGUCGUCAGUUCACUUCAAAUUCAAAUCACAGAAAGAGCCUUCCAGAGUAACAUUUGAUGGCACUGCGAUUUCUGUAUUUGACUUGAAAAGAGAAAUCAUCACUAUCAACAGACUUGGUGACGGUACAGACUUCGAGCUCGCCAUUUACAAUGAGGGCGACAACACAGAGUAUGAUGACGAUACAACCCUAAUACCACGAUCGACCUCGGUCAUUGCACGCCGUCUCCCUGCAAUCAGACCUGGUAGAGGUGGAGCUGCUCGAUAUGUCAGCGGCAAAGCACCCGUCAAUGCCAGACACACCUCGGCAAAUGACACUUCCAGAUCCAAUGCGACCUCGACAAAAGCCAAAGGCUCAGACAUGAGUACUGCCCAAACGGAAGAAGAGCGUGUCAAGGCCAUGUUUAACCUAGAGGGCGAACAGUGGAGGCAAAAACAGCAAGAAAUGGCAACUGAGCAAAGAGUCCCUUUUGGUGCCAGCAAAGCGUUCCCCAAGAAAAGCAGCAACAUCCCAGAAGGCGAGCCUCCUCGAGGUUAUGUCUGCUAUCGGUGUGGCAAGAAAGGUCACUGGAUCCAAGCAUGCCCUACCAAUGACGAUCCGACUUUUGAAGGCAAAGCUCGCAUCAAGCGAACGACCGGAAUUCCUCGAACCAUGCUGAAGACGGUUGACAAAUCUGAGCUUGAGAACCUUGACGAGGCAACAAGACAACAGGUAAUGAUCAACGGAGACGGAGAAUACGUGAUAGCGCAAACAGACGAAAAGGAGUGGAAAAAACAUCAGGAAAAGGUCAAGGCAUCUGCUGCGGCACAAGAGAGAGCUAGCAAAGGAGAUCGGGAACUUCAAACUCGUGGUCUGGAAUGUCCAAUCGACAAGCGCCUGUUUGUAGAUCCUGUGAAGACACCAUGUUGUCAGAGGACUUACUGCAAUGAAUGUAUUUCUACUGCUUUGAUUGAUUCUGAUCUUACAUGCCCUAGCUGCUCGACCGAAAAUGUCACCCUCGAAGAACUUGUUCCAGACGAAGAAACCCAAGCAAAGGUCGACACAUUCAAAACAGAGAAGGCGGCUGAAAAGAAACAAGACGACGAGUCGAAAAGCGUCAAUUCCAGUCCCAGUGUAAAGGCCGCCACCCCUGUGAAGUCCUCAGCAUCCAAUCAUUCGGGAAGUCAGUCGCCCUCCGCUAGCCCUGCAAAUGGCGAAGUCGGAUCCAAGAAACGAGGAGCCAAUCAGAUGGCAGAUACAAAGACGUUAACAGCUACAGCACCAGAAAUGAAACGGCAACGAUCGGGUGAGACUCCAGCGAACAGCAAGCCGUCGCUGCAAAUGCCGAAUGGCACACCAGCUCCUCCAGAGGCAUCAUCAACUCCCAGUCUCGCAUUUAAUCAGAUGAUGCCACCAGACAUGUCCCAAAUGAUGCAAAACAUGGGUAGUCAGAAUAUGAGUUUUCCAACGCCUAUGCCUAUGCCUAUGUCAAUGCCCGGGAUGCCAUUCAUGCCGAAUAUGGACAUGAUGAAUCCAGGACUGAUGGGCAUGCCAGGAAACUUCAUGCCUCCGAACUUCAAUAUGAAUGGAAUGACUGGUGUCAACGGCAUGAACGGCAUGAAUUUCAUGCCUGGUAUGAAUUUUGCACCUAAUCAACCCAACGGCAGUUUUCACAAUCCGAACAUGAACGGCAACCACUUCGGCCAGCCAAAAACAUACUCUAAUCACCAUCAACCCAACAUGCCAGGCGUGCCAACUGGACCUCGAAAGCAAAACGUUCCCACGGCACCUUCGAUCGCCAAUAGAUUUUCCAACCAACAACGACAUCUGGGAAAGGAGGAGGAUAAUGCGUACAUGCGCCAACCGGUGAACCCUCACCGACACCAGAACCGGCAGAAGCGGGUACGACCAAGUGAUUACCGUGAGUUAGGAGCUUAA